Messenger RNA from Phalaenopsis equestris, 722 nucleotides. RefSeq lists its product as uncharacterized. The transcript is spliced from 4 exons. Bases 289 to 600 code for a protein of 103 amino acids. The record is from RefSeq and is a predicted model, not a curated record. NCBI's taxonomy places the organism in Eukaryota, Viridiplantae, Streptophyta, Magnoliopsida, Asparagales, Orchidaceae.
UCUGCAAACUCCGGACGACUCCUCAAAAUUCCAAUCAAUGUCAUGUUCUUCAAGAUCCGCGAGGGUAGAUCAUUCGAUCGACGAUUCCGAAUUCGAUUAUUAUCUUCCCAAUUCGCCGGAUUCAAAUGAGCUCGAGGAUUCGUUCCAGGAGAUUGAAGAACAUGGCAUUGAUUGGAAUUUUGAGGAGGAGAGACAUAAUCGGCGAGUAAAACCAAGCGAAAGAGAAGGGAUGAGGAAGAUGUGGAGAAGAAUGGAUUCGGGAGGAGGGGGAAGAGAACGAAGGGUUCGAUGGUGGAAAACGGUGGCGAAUUCGUUUCGUCUAGGAAGAGGAAGGAAAUGGCGGCUUCAUCUCGGAUUCCUGUUUUGGAUCGGAAUGUUCUUAUCGGCAAUGUGGAGCCUACCUGCUCGACAUCUUCCAUUUCUUCCGUGAAAAAUCGCCACAGAUACGGAAAUAAUUCUGCAAAGAGGAUAUGCCUUGAGCGCAGAACAAUUGGGAAGGAGGAUAUGAUUUCAAAUUGCUCAAGUUCUUUCAAGAGUCUGAGCGAAACUGGAAGCAUACGCAUGACUGAUGAGAUGAGCUUGAAAUCUUUGCCAUCAUGAGAUGAAACUUAUGGCUGCGGAGUUUGUAAGAGUUCUCAUAAUUUAUCCAAGACUCCUAGCAGAGAUUUUGAUAAACUUCAUAAAGUUGAAAACAACGUUCGUGUGCUUAAUCUUCUGCUGCC